Molecule: messenger RNA, 4522 nt
Organism: Candoia aspera
Lineage: Eukaryota; Metazoa; Chordata; Lepidosauria; Squamata; Candoiidae
Gene: FOXA3
Product: forkhead box A3
Exons: 2
Coding region: 11-1270 (419 amino acids)
Biological process (GO): cell differentiation; regulation of transcription by RNA polymerase II; anatomical structure morphogenesis
Molecular function (GO): protein domain specific binding; transcription factor binding; DNA-binding transcription factor activity, RNA polymerase II-specific
Source: RefSeq, a predicted model, not a curated record
GAAUUUUGGAAUGCUGGGCUCCGUCAAAAUGGAAUCGCACGAUAUUUCCGAAUGGACAUCGUAUUACAACGAACCCACAGAGGUAUUCCCUUCGGUCAGCACCAUGACGUCCAGUUUGGGGCCGAUGAACCCAAUUAAUUCUUACGUGACCCUGAAUCCUUUAAGUUCUCCCAAUUCAAUAAAUAUGGCUUACCCAAACAGUGGCUUGAGCAGCCCUUCUGUCACGGGACUGACCAACGCCACCAGCCCCAUGGGUCUCCCAACAGUGGCAUCUCCUGUCAGCCCAGUAUUGACUCCACUGGGAGCCCAGGCACCCACUCUCAAUUCACUGUCACCCUAUCAAAAUGUUGGCCAAUCAAUGGCCCCUCUGGGCUACUCCCCCCCAAAUAUGAGCAGGCCCAAAGAGAUCAGCAAGUCCUACCGGCGCACCCUGACCCAUGCCAAGCCGCCCUACUCAUACAUCUCCCUCAUAACCAUGGCCAUUCAGCAGGCCCCCAGCAAAAUGCUGACCCUCAAUGAGAUCUACCAGUGGAUCAUGGACUUGUUCCCCUACUACCGUGAGAAUCAGCAACGCUGGCAGAACUCAAUCCGCCACUCCCUCUCCUUCAACGACUGCUUUGUCAAGGUAGCACGUUCCCCAGACAAGCCGGGCAAGGGUUCCUACUGGGCCCUCCACCCCAAUUCAGGCAACAUGUUUGAAAAUGGCUGCUAUCUGAGACGCCAGAAGCGUUUCAAAAUUGAGGACAAGGCCAAGAAGACAAACCCCAAGGCUUCCAAUGCUCGAGAGCAAGGCUCGAAGGUUUCUGAAGGCCUCCAGGAAGGUCAGAGUCCCAACCCUGGUUCAGAAGGAGCAGAGUCCGGCCAUUCAGACACCUCCCACGGUUCUGAGGAGCAAAGAAGUUUGGUUCAGCUUGAUUGUUCAGGGGCUCAGGGAUCAUCCCCAGCUUCUGAGGCCUCCCCAGCUCCCAUCUCACAAUCUAUGAAUAGUCACUACUUUGCCAACUCCAUUACCAACCUGGAUCUUCCGAAUGAUCUCAAAAUGGACCCUCAGUUCAACUUCAAUCACCCUUUUUCCAUCACCAACUUGAUGUCCACAGAGCAAAGCCACAAGAUCGACCUGAAGUCCUAUGAGCAGGCCAUGGCAUACAGCGGCUACAACUCCCCACACUCAGUGGAAAGUAAACAUACCUAUGAGACAUCCACCUCACUCAGUGAGACCGGUUCCUACUAUCAGAGCCUCUACAGCCGUUCUUUGCUCAACGCCUCAUAAGGCUGCUACCCUACCACAAAAUAAAAGGAAGGACACCAGACAGACAAGAGAAACUCUGCCACAAUCAUGAGAAAGACCAUCCGCGAGAUGUUCCCUCCCAGCGCCAGCCAGCUACAACAUGGGUAGUGGAAAGGAGCUUACUGCAGGAGCUGGUCUACCAGAUUCUGAUGAAUCCUACUGCUUUCCAGAUCUCAUCGUGGUAAACAGUGCCUUCUAUUUCAACAGACUCACGAGCCCAAAGUAACAGGGAACAGCAAGAAAGAAAAGCUCCAUGCCUUGCUGCUAUCAGCCACGGGCAAACUGGUUAAGACCAGCUGUUGAUCUCUGUUCACGUUGACAUGGAUGUCACUGGUCAGCAUGGAUUCCCCAGGGCCAGACCCACCAUCCCAGACUGAGGGGCCCCACUCUGAAUGUUUCAGCUAUUAACUAUGUUUUAUUUCUUCAAGAGUGGAGUUAUGGUGAAUGUCCACACAUAAGUGAAGAGGGAGACAGAAUAGGAAAUUCUGAAAUCUGGAGCACACUGGAGGCUGUUCUGCAGCCCAAGGACGCCUGACUUUGCUGUCUCAACAAAAAUGUUACAGUCAAUGAUUGAAAUUUUGUCUUGGGAUACUCAAACCCACCCAUUUAGGUCAGAAUCAUACUUGGUGGGACUUCCAUUGUUACACAAUCAGAAAGGGGUUUGGUUACACCAAGGACAAUUUAGGCCACAGCCUGAAGAUGAACAGGGAACAUACAGUAGUUCAAUUUUUUUUUUUUUUGUAAUGGCUUUAUAUUUAAAUACAUGUGCUUUCUGUUGGGAAAAGGGUAAGAGUUGAUUUAAUAUAUCAUACUUUAGAGACAGUUCAGGGCAGUGUCUUUGUUUCAAUUGUGUGUCUCUCUUCUCUUUUGCUAUCAGGGAUGAUUAGAACAAAAAAUGGGAUACAGGAUUGUUUUCCCCUGAAACAUUUAUAAAUCUGCCCUGGGGCUAUAAUGAAAGAUGACUCCUAAUCCCUAGUAAGAUCUUAUAAAGUUUUAUUAUUAUUGAUAAUAAAUAAACAACUAUUACCAUUUUUUUCCAAAAUCAACUAUGCCUAGAUACACCAUGAAAUCUUGUUUUCCCCUUCCAAGUAACAUCUGACCUACCAUCCAAAUCACAGAAGUGAUUUUAAGAGAAGUGUGAUCCAGCAAAAAUUAGAUGCAUUUAAGUAACACUGAGAUCCAUGAAACUUUCUUAAUUUUUGUUUAGACUGCAGUGUCCACAGUAUUGGUACCUUGACCAGCAAACAUGAUUUUUAUAUAGCUACUCCUACCUUACCUCAUUUGACAGUCACCAUCGUACCCUUCUUUCAUUCCUUAUGUCAGGGCAUGCAAAGAGAGAUGGUUCCUUGGGAAAUACCCAUCAAUGAAACCUUCAGAGGGAGUUUGAUCAAAUAGAUUGGCAAACUCUUAAUUCUACCCUUCUCUCUCCACUGAUUAUGCAAACCUUGUAAGAAAGUUUUAAUGGGAGGCAAAAUCUGUAGGUCAUGCCCCAUUCGGCUUUCUAACUCCAAGGGGAAUCUGUCAUGUUUGCUGUACCAUCCAAUGGGAUUAUUAAAUAACAUAUGUGAUGUAGUUUAAGAGCUACCUAGCAGACACUAGCCCAGGCAAGUGUUUGCUUUACUGUACCAACCAGUAAUGUGAUUUAAGGUGGAGGAAGUUACAUGUUUCUUGCUGCCAAUCCAUUCUGGUCUAUAAAAUGCAGGUCAGCAACUAGGAGGGCCAGUAUGACAAGGAAUAAGGAACAGUGGGCCAAAACCUCCACCCCACCCUUGUGAGAUCAUGCCUUUUUCUUCUGGGAUUGACUAUUUAGGAGGAAAACGAGGAAUAGAUACAAUUCUAAGAGUGCACAAAAAUAAACAUUUGAUUUGCCAGUGCUGUUCCAGUUUAAAUCCUGAGAGGCCUAAAGCGUUUGGAGAAUAUGUACAAUGCAUUAUUCUCUAUAUGUUCUAGGGAAUGUAAGGGGCUUGCUUUUUAAGUGCACCUGAAGAUGAAUUAAUGUGGAAUUUAGCCAGGCCAAUAAAUGCUUUGCUUCAGGGAUACCGUUGGGAUUUCAUCUCCCCAUUUUUCUCCUUUGCCAUAACAGCUUUUCCUCCUUCGAUUUCUCUUGAUAAACUAAGAGCCUUACGGAUAAGGUCAGGCCAUCGGCUUCCGUUGUACGGUUUCCGAGUCUCAGAAAGGGGAGAGGGUGUUGUUGCCUCCUGCAACUGUUGGGGAGCCCCUGGGAACAAAGCCCACAGGGCUCAAAUUAAGGAGGGUCCUUCAAGCCAAACUGUAGAAGGGAAAGAGCAGGAAGGAGCGCAGAAUCUGGUUCUGGAACACAAACCUGCUCCUGCUUCGUUACUGAAUUUCCCAGGGAAAAUACAGCUUGGAGGUCUCGGGUGAAAGAAGGACUCUGUGACUCCAUCUUAGCGCCACUCCAUAUCAUGUCACCUUCCCAAAGUUGGAGGCGGCUUGGAGGAAUGUUGCAAUCGAGAGUUCUUCCCUACUCACACUUCUGGGGGAACUUUCCUCCUCGGCAGAAAGUACCUGUUAGCUGCUACAGCCUGUAGGGGAAGACGAUGGACUUGUGCUGUAUUCCAUUUCAGAUUGCUUGGACACACACACACACACACACACAAAUCAACAUUUCAGGGAGAAAGCUAGAUCUUUCUCCCUGACGUGCUAGCUUUCUAUUUGGGGUGAAGUGGCCAACUGCACAUCUCCCAACGUAAGGAAAAUGUAUUAACCGACUUAAAAAAAAAAAAGCAAUAAAGGACACAAAUGUGUAUGAUUCCCACAGACUGAAUUACAUGUGCAGAUGAAAAAUUUGAAUUAUUGCAAUUUAAAGUAAAAGGCGACCUAUCUCGCCGCAAUGGCUAGGGUGGCCUGGAUUGCCUACUCGGCCUGCUAACCGGCUGGGCAAUUUCAGGGUUUUUGCUCUGCCUUCUGAUGAUCUUUGAUCCUGAAACCAGACUUGGACAGCCUUCAGAGAAUGCUUUCAAAGAGACAACUAACUGUCUUCUGUGAAGCAGAACCUGGAUUCGCUUCUUCAAGACAGAAUUGGGACUUGGCUUCCAUUUACCCCAGAUUUGCAAGCUCUUCCCAUUUUAAGAUUAAUCUACUCUAACCCUUCUAUCUUAAGUCUCCAGAAAACUGGAAUAGCAGAAGACCCUCUUCUCUGCAGUCUUCCUGUGUUCUGAACAUGUGUCAUUAAUCCUCCGAAUCCAGCACAUCGAAGGUUCAACAGUUUAAAAU